Molecule: messenger RNA, 2223 nt
Organism: Phragmites australis (common reed)
Lineage: Eukaryota; Viridiplantae; Streptophyta; Magnoliopsida; Poales; Poaceae
Exons: 2
Coding region: 1-2223 (740 amino acids)
Biological process (GO): proteolysis
Molecular function (GO): aspartic-type endopeptidase activity
Source: RefSeq, a predicted model, not a curated record
AUGGCCAGUUCUUCCGCCACCACCUCGAAUCCAUUGUUCGGUUUCCAGGUUUCUGAGAAACUGGGCAAACAGAAUCAUGCGCUAUGGAGUGCGCAAGUUCUUGCCGCUAUACGCGGUGCGAGACUGGAUGGCUACAUCGACGGCACUGCCGCAGCUCCUCCGGCGCAGAUCGAGAGGAAGGAAGGCGAAAAAGGCGACAAGGUGACAAUGAUCUCCAAUCCGGCGUAUCAAGAGUGGAUUGCUGCGGACCAACAAGUCCUUGGCUUUCUCUUUUCGUCGGUGUCGCGGGAUGUUCUCAUGCAAAUCGCAACAUCCAAGACGGCGCGUGAAGCCUGGCGCGCCAUCGCGAGUAUGUUCACGUCACAGACGCGAGCACGCUCUCUCAACAUCAAGCUCUCCCUGGUAACAAUGCAGAAAGGUAAUCUGUCCAUCUCUGAGUACUUUGUAAAGAUGAAGGCUCUUGGAGAUGAAGUCGCUGCAUCCGGUAAACCAUUAGAUGAAGAAGACCUAGUAGCUUAUAUUCUAAAUGGUUUAGAUGAGGACUAUGAACCUGCUAUUUCCGGUUUGAUGACAAGGGUAGAACCUGUUACUUUGGGAGAAUUAUAUUCUGUGCUGCUAAACUUUGAGAACAGGCAAGCUCUUCGCAAUAGCACAUCCUCAGCAAAUGCUGCAAAUCGAGGGCGCGGUGUACCACCAAAUCGGGGUGGUGCUGGUCGCGGACGCGGCAAUGGCUGGCGUGGCAAAAAUGGCAACAACAAGCAGCGGGUCGACAACCGACCCAUCUGCCAAGUCUGCUAUAAGAGAGGUCAUGCUGCCCCUGAGUGUUGGCAUCGUUUUGACGAGACCUACACACCUGAUGAGAGACAUGUCGCUGCUGCAACACACGCCGCCUAUGGAGUAGAUACCAACUGGUAUCUUGAUACAGGCGCUACGGACCACAUCACCGGUGAACUAGACAAGCUAUCUGUCCGGGAGAGAUACAAAGGCAAUGAUCAGAUUCACGCAGCCAAUGGCGCAAAGUUUCGCCGGAGCAAAGAUGGCGCCUUCCAUUUCCCUGUGUUCCACAGGACGCACCCCUGCUUAGAACAAUCGUCGAUUCACGCAGCAAGCGUAUCAGACGCAGGCACCGUCAUUGGGAGCGACAAGAUCCACAAAGGCAAGUACUUCAUGGCCAUCAGCCUGGGCACCCCUGCCGUCUUCAACCUCGUCACCAUCGACACCGGCUCCACCCUCUCCUGGGUCAAUUGCGAAAGGUGUCUGAUAAGGUGCCACGAACAAGUAGCCGAAGCUGGGCCAAAGUUCGACCCUCAGAACUCCACCACGUACCAGCACAUCGGCUGCUCGAGCCAAGACUGCAUCGACCUCCAGAAUGACAAUGGCGUCCCCUACGGCUGCAUCGAGGAGACGGACACCUGCAUCUACAGCGUACGGUAUGGGUCGCAGUACUCGGCGGGGAAGCUUGGGAGAGACAGGCUCGCUCUAGGCACCAACUACAGCAUCGUCGACGAUUUCAUCUUCGGGUGCAGCGAGGAUGACAGGUUCUACGGCUACGAGGCCGGCGUCAUCGGCUUCGGGUACAAGAAGUACUCCUUCUUCAACCAGGUGGCUCGGCAGGCGAGCUACAACGCCUUCGCCUACUGCUUUCCCAGCGACCAUGCAACCGAGGGGUUCCUGACCAUCGGAUCUUACCCCCCGAGCGGUCUAGAGCUUGUCACCCCGUUGAUCGGGGGAUACCAGCAUAGAUCGUAUUCCCAUUUGUACUCGAUCCAGCAGCUGGACAUGAUGGUCGACGGGAAGCCCCUCGAGGUCGAUCGGUCUGUGUACACGCGCCAGAUGAUGAUUCUUGACUCUGGCACGGAUGAUACCUUCAUUUCAUCUCCGAUUUUUUAUGCUUUCGACAAGGCGAUGACCGCGGCGAUGCGAGAUAAGGGGUAUGGCCGUGAAUAUGGUGAGAAGGUCUGCUUCAGGUCUGCCGGCGGUGAGCCGGUGAACUGGAGAGGCUUGCCGACGGUGGAGAUGAAGUUCAUAAGGGCCACCCUGACGCUGCCGCCUGAGAACGUGUUCCAUGAGCAGCCGACAGUCGAUCGGAUAUGCUUGGCGUUCCAGCCUGAUGUCGCUGGCGUCAAGGGUGUUCAGAUUUUCGGCAACAAGGCGACGAGAUCGUUCAGGGUUGUGUAUGACCUGCAGAAGAUGACCUUUGGCUUCCAAGCCCGUGCGUGUUGA